GAAAAAACGACAUCAAGCGAGUCGGACGUGUAUGAAUGAAGACCGCGACUGUUGCGAGCGUUUGAAGUGUGUGUGAUUAUUUUUUGUGCUGCUGUUAAAGCAACUUGACGCGCGUGUAUAUUUAUAAAUUGUUUGUUGAUCACCAAUAUGCAAACAAACGCAAUAAAAAACAACGCCAAUUAGUCCUUCCAAAAUUACAGAGCGGGCAGCAUCAUGACUUUCUACUGGUGGUCCCAUUGGUUUUGGAUAACCUGUCUGAGUGUACAACUGUUGCCCAAUGGCAUCACAACUGUGGAAACAUAUCCCAGCCAGGACAUAAGCCAAGAAUCCACUACACAACUGGAGGGACAGGCGGCGGACCGGUUAAAAACAGUGGAUCAUGAUGCUGAUGCGCAUCGGCAAACAACAAAAUUAUAUCAAACCACGGCGAGCCAGACUUGGGCUACGGCCACACAGACGAAUAUCAUGGACUUAACGAUUAAGACAACGGCGACAUCAAAGGUCACUCACUCUUAUACAGAAGAUGGCCAGCUGGGGAGUGCAGAUGUCAUGGAAUCACCUUUAUCUGACUCCCCCGACGACGAUGGUGUUGAACUCCAUAGGGAUGAAAUCGUAGAAAUAGACGAAAAUAGAAACGACGACAAGGAGGAGACAAUUGAAAAGAUGAUACAGUCACACAAUCAGUUCGAAUUCAAGCGCUCAGCGGACUUUGCAGUUGUUUCGCCGGCGGAACAGCUUAACAACUAUACGAAUUUUAGUCGUAGCACAAGUACAAAUACAAACAAAAAUAACAACAUAAGCGGCUGCAGUGUAUGCAAUUUCACAAGCACAGCAGCUGCUGGCAGCAGUAGAAGACCAGAAGACAGCAGCAUUACGACAGUUGAGACUUCGACAACGAAAACAUCCACAUCCACAGAGAGCCCAUUACUCAACAGCAGCACUGGUCAAACAGUGGCAGCCACUCCCUCUACGCCCAAAAUCAACACGGAUUGGCUGUCCGAUGAGUUACAAAAGGCUCCGUUUACACUGCAAAACGCUAAAAAGGAGGACGAGCUACAUCGUGCCGAGACCGAUCAUCGUUCGCGCAAGUCCAAAGUGCUUUCAGCAGAAUACAAGCACAUAAAUCGUUACAUCAAUUUCUCCAGCGAUACCAAGAGUCUGUUAACCCGCUCAGCAUCAGCGACACCCAGCGUUUCAGGUUAUAAUCCAGAUGAAGGGAAUAUAUCUUCCGAGGCGCUAGCCAUUCAAGUGAGCAGAGACAAAAGGCAGAGCUAUUUCUUGGAUGCAGGCACCAUAUCGGCCUUGUGCUUUACUGUCUUCGGCAUCUGCUGUACCGUGGGCACCAUUGGCAUUGUCCUGUAUCGGCGGCGGUAUCUAAAUAAACCGCAGGCGCUUAGCGAGCCCGACUCGAGCGUUUACAUCGACGAUAGUACGAUGCGUGUAAGUGAUAACUCGGAUGAGAUGUACAGCCUGGAUAACGACUCGUUUCUUAACUCGCUUGAGGCAAUGACAAUACAGAACUACUGGACAGACACUGUCAAACAUACAAAGCUUUAAUUUCUAACGUCUGUUGUGAAAGGUUUCCAUUCUUCCCGCCCUCUACCUCCACUAUCUCCCGUAACCCUAGCGCUUCUUCCCGCAUCUAACUACAUAACUAGCUUAACCCAACUGACAUGGAGAGCACACAGCAAACACAUCAUAAUCAUUAAGGAGGCGCCGAAUUGUGCGAUUAUCAAUUAAGUAAGGCCCUUGGUAGGUUCAGCGCAUGUAUUUACUAAUAAUAGGCAUUUGUGCAGCUCAAUGGAUAUGUAUGUAACCGAACGUGUAAACUAGAUUAAGCAAAACAACCAAAAUUAUGUUUAGUAUAGUAUAAAUUAUAAUUUAAGUGCGCAAUGUUAUUUAUUAGUUGUAACUGUUGACACUGUCUGCCUUUAAUCGCCAAUUUCGAUACAAUUGUUCGAUAAGUUCGAUUAAACUUCUUACCAAAGUAACCGAAUGAACGUUCAGCUUUUUUGUUCAGUCCCAUUAUCGUUCAUUACAAUUCGUUCGUCUAGACCGCGAUUAAGUUGUAUCACUAAGCAAAUAACCUGUAUAGAA
Messenger RNA from Drosophila innubila, 2097 nucleotides. RefSeq lists its product as uncharacterized. The record is from RefSeq and is a predicted model, not a curated record. The transcript has 6 exons. Lineage: Eukaryota; Metazoa; Arthropoda; Insecta; Diptera; Drosophilidae. The coding region runs from base 214 to 1557 and encodes 447 amino acids.